This is a messenger RNA of Suillus subalutaceus, 1998 nucleotides long. Its product is annotated as FAD/NAD(P)-binding domain-containing protein. The transcript has 14 exons. The record is from RefSeq and is a predicted model, not a curated record. Gene Ontology annotation, molecular function: NADP binding; N,N-dimethylaniline monooxygenase activity; flavin adenine dinucleotide binding. Bases 269 to 1852 code for a protein of 527 amino acids. Lineage: Eukaryota; Fungi; Basidiomycota; Agaricomycetes; Boletales; Suillaceae.
GCAUCGCCAUUUCCAAUCAUUCCGGAUUUUGUACGGCGGCAAGCAACGGUUGAAAAAGCCACAAACAAUUAAUGAUCCAAAACAAAUUGAUCACAUUACUCCAACAUUAAGCACUCUCGACUCUCGCACGAGGGAUGCCAGCAUACUUAUAGCCGGACUUGGUCCGAGAAGGUACAGCCUACACUCCCAUGGGCGUGUUACCGUGACCAUAUUGCGCAACCUUGUUCUUUCUACCCACAACAAGCGAAAUAUCCUGUUAGACAUUGACAUGCAUCGCGAUACACCGCGAGUGGUCAUAGUUGGUGCCGGCAUUGCCGGAAUCACCAUGGCUGUAAACUUGAGAAACAAGUUGCACCAUGACAACUUCGUAAUUUACGAAAAAGCAGGAUCCAUCGGUGGGACGUGGCGAGGUUGUGGGUCUGAUGUUCCCGGACACUGGUAUUGCCUUUCGACGGAACCAAACCCAUACUGGGAGAGAUACUACAUUACGCAGCCUGAGAUACGCGCAUACUGGGAGGAAAUAUAUCGAAAACACGACCUGGCUUCCCGCACAGUAUUCAAUACCCGCGUUAAGCUUGUUGAAUGGGACGAAGAAAACGGCGUGCAUAACCUGACUCUAGAGGAUGUAAUGUCUGGUCAGACUAUACAAACCCAAGCAGAAGCUGUCAUUCAGGCUGUCGGCUUUUUCACAACGCCGAUGUAUCCUGAUAUUCCUGGAAAGGAGAAGUUUACAGGACCACUCUGGCAUUCUUCUCAAUGGAGGCAUGAUGUAGAUCUGAAAGGCAUGACGGUCGGUGUUGUUGGCAAUGGCUGCUCUGCAACUCAGUUCAUACCGGCCAUUGCUGCCGAACCUACUACUCGGGUCAUCAACUUUUGUCGCACCCCACAAUGGAUCGCAAUGAGGUCGAAUUAUCAUUACCCAGAGUGGGCCAAGUGGGCAUUUGCCCAUGUCCCGUUUCUCAUGUACACAUAUAGAAGCUUCAUGAUGAUAACGGGUGAUCUUUUAUGGAACAUUUUCUUGGUGAAUUCACCUCUCAGUACAGUCUUCAAGAGGAUCCUGACAUGGUACAUGCGACGAACCGCGCCAGCGAAAUACCACGAUAGCCUGAUUCCCACCUACCCUCCUGGAUGCAAACGCCUGAUCCUUGAUUCUAACUACCUAGCCACUUUGCACCAACCCAACGUUGAUCUGAAUUGGGCCGGAAUCCAAGAAAUUGUCGAGGAUGGCAUUGUUCUCAAGACUGGUGACAAAAUACCACUGGACGCAAUCAUCUUUGGCACCGGCUUUUACCUGGCCAAACGAGAUGUAGAUUUCCGUGGAAUCGGUGGUCAUACUCUGAAGCAUUGCUUUGAAUCAGAAGGUGGCUAUUACGGGACGGUUUUCCCUGGGUUUCCAAACCUAUUCACAAUCGUGGGACCCAAUAGUGCCUCGGCUCAUGCUUCCCUUAUUUUCAUCAUUGAGACUCAGGUCGACUAUAUUCUCAAGCUGAUGAAGCCUAUCAUCAAUGGUAAGGCAAAAUCAAUCGAAGUAACCCAAAAGGCUACAACCUAUUACAACACCUGGAUUCAAAAGCGUAUGGCGAGCACGAUAUUCCUUUCCUGUGACGAUCGAACGAGUGCUAAAAAUGUAGCCACGUUCCCUGGUAUGAUCUCACUCUACUGGUGGAUCACGCGAAAGCCACGCUGGAAUGAUUUCAAGGUGGUGGGUGGAGAGCAGUGGUUUUAUAAGCGAAGGAAAGUGGCAUUGACGAACUAUGCACUUGUUGGUUUGAUGGUUUCCGUCGUUGGUUACAAUUUCUCUAUGCUCUGGAAGCUUGUCCCCGGACUUAAAGAGAGGCUUCUUUCCGGGUGAGAAUUCAAACGCAAUUUCCUUCAUAGUAUGCGCUGCCACAUACGUACCAUCAACUCAUUUAUAGUUACAUGAAGAGACAUGCAAAUGAUUGAUUAUUUACGGUGUCACACGCAAUAUUGAUGCCAAUGCAACUGUAUAGGGAGUCG